Molecule: messenger RNA, 1020 nt
Organism: Phytomonas sp. Hart1
Lineage: Eukaryota; Euglenozoa; Kinetoplastea; Trypanosomatida; Trypanosomatidae
Source: the annotation of a GenBank genome assembly
AUGGGAGGUAGUAUAACGCGUCCUCCUGAACUAUCCCCCACCCCACCCCUUCAUACCCCCGUGCGAAGAUCCUUACGAAUUGAAAGCAGCAGCCAUGAUAAAAGCAAUGUAAACUCCCCCAACAUCCCUCAAACCCAACGUGGCGAAACUAACGCAGCGGCUAUUUCUAAUGAUGAACUAUUACGGCGCGAAAAGCUCGGCAUCCUUCUCGUGCAGCUCGGUGUCGCGAGCGAGGAGAAGAUCUUUGGAAGGUUUAAUAGUGAAGCAAUGCGUGAUUUCCAACAGGGUCGUAUUUCCGAUUUAAUUUAUAUUCCCCCCUCGCAAGAGAGGGGAGGAGACUUGGGGAGGUGGUUCAGGCCCUGGCGGUGGUUUUCCCUGCCGGCGGUCCCGCGCGGUAAAGCCGCCGUCGCUCGUUGGGUCAGCAACGCCGCGCAAAAUGAAAUGGAAAGCGAAUGGAAUAAUAACAAAAAACAAAAAACGACAAGCACCCCAAAAGAGGAAAUGAGUGAGUUAGAUUCCCCGAGGGCGGUUUCGAGUGUUGAAGAGGAAAGGUGGGGGGAGGCCCUGUCCUCGGAGGGGCGGCGAAAGCGGAGCGCCCUCCCACCCGUCCACUUUAAAAUACUUCAGGAGGAUGAGGUGGAUUCCCUCACGCCGUCCGCGAAAAGCGAUCGCGAAGUCCUCUUAAACGAGGAGGCCCAGCUCCACAAACUCCUUCAGGGGAUCGAGGACAUGCGGCGUCGGUACUUUGUUAGCUCGGAUGAAAUGCGCUGUAAAUCGCAGGUCCUCGCGGUGGUCAAAUGCUACGAGGAGGCGAACGCCUCGGCUCGAAAAAAACGCGAGGCCAUGCAAAAACAAAUCGCGAGGAAUCGAACAAAUGGAUUUCGAAAAAUAAACGACGCGGAUGAGGAGGAAACGGCUUCAAUUGUUGUCUUCGACGUCCUUGCGUGUGGAAAUGUGGUGGAGGAGCUGAGGACGUGCACGGCGCUUAUGGUAAAGACGUAUAGCGCUAGAGAGCUAUAA